AUGUCAGCAACCACUAAUUGGACCACUUCCAAGAAUGAUUUGCUCAAAUGGAUAAAUGAAACAUUUAAAGUACUUAUUUAAUAGAAUCUAUAAGUUAACCAUUACUUAAUUAGAAGCACUUGGUACAGGUUGCAUAUUUUGUUAAAUUUUUGAAUACUUAUACCCUAAUUCCAUUUAAUCAAAUAAAGUGGUUUGGAAGGCAAAUACUGAGGUGGAAUUCAUCAAAAACUUUAAGACUCUAGCUGAGGCUUUUACAAAACUUAGUAUUUCAAAGUCUUUCGAUGUAAAUUUUACUUCAAAUUCUAGAUUCAAAAUUUAUCAAAAGCAAGAUACUAAGACCUGUUAGAUCUCGCAAUAUUUUUCAAAACAAAAUUCGAUAAAUAGGCAGAGAAGAGAAUUGGAUAUGAUCCCUUAGAAUUUAGAAAAGGGGAAGAAAAAAAAAUAAUAAUUACUCAGAACAGGAAGCCUGUUUCUGCACUUAAAGAUAAAACUAAUCUUGAAGACUCCAAGGUUUCACCCCAAUCUGUAUUAGUGAAAAGAUCAUCUUCAAAGGCUUAAAAUCAGAGAAGAAAAAACGAGAGUACUGACCUAACCAAAACGCCUCAAUUGUCAUCAAUAACAGAAAUAGUUAAUAACACAGAAGAUGAUGAAGCCACAAAAGUUAAAAAAAUAAAACAAUUGUUUAUCUGA
Molecule: messenger RNA, 690 nt
Organism: Paramecium octaurelia
Lineage: Eukaryota; Ciliophora; Oligohymenophorea; Peniculida; Parameciidae
Source: the annotation of a GenBank genome assembly